Hippocampus comes (tiger tail seahorse) is the source of this 1672-nucleotide messenger RNA. RefSeq names its product SLAIN motif-containing protein-like. The record is from RefSeq and is a predicted model, not a curated record. The transcript has 7 exons. Gene Ontology annotation, biological process: cytoplasmic microtubule organization; positive regulation of microtubule polymerization; microtubule nucleation. NCBI's taxonomy places the organism in Eukaryota, Metazoa, Chordata, Actinopteri, Syngnathiformes, Syngnathidae. Gene Ontology annotation, cellular component: microtubule plus-end. The coding region runs from base 164 to 1408 and encodes 414 amino acids.
UUAACCCAUCCAAUCUGUUGCGGCUCUAUACUUAACAGCCAUGCUCGAGAAAUCUGGGUCAGUGAAUCGAAGCCCAAGUGUCGCAUCGUGUGCUGAGCAAAUCUUUAACCGAAACUCAUAAUUGAGAGACGUGUCUGCGCUGCGGAGCCUGCGGUUUGAAGGAAUGGAUGUCCAAGACCUGGCCAUACGAAAUUGGAGUUUGGAUUUUAACAAUGUCAUAAAAUCUAACCAUCCUGUUUUCCAGGCCGAGGGAAAGUCAGAUCCACAUUCCAGUUUGUGGGCCGACCCAAAAAGAGUGAAAAGUUGCAUUUCUCGGUCUUUCACCAGGGAUGCUAGGAUGAGACUAGAUUUUUUAAAGUUUGGAUCUAAUUCUCAAGUCUUCUCCGGUGCCAAGGAUGGGAUGAUGUUUAAUGAUGAAAAAGAAAAAGACCCAGGAACGCAUACUGUUUUGGAUUUAGUGGAGCUUCUUGAACUCAAGGAUGAUAAAGAGGAUGACGACAGCUGGCUGUACAAGUCUCCAAAAAGACAAAUGUCAGCGGACAAUGAGUCUCCUCUGAGAUGGUGUCGACACGUCCUGGAUAAUCCCAGUCCUGAGACGGAGGCAGCAUCGCGUUUACUUUUGGACAAACUAAAUCAGAAAACAAGCAGUUCCUACAGAAACAUCUUUUACAGACACCCUGCAGUGCAAGAUCGGACUGACAGUGCACCUGUGGAUCUUCAAAAUGGCAAGAAAUCUUCCGACACAAUAAAUGACACCUCGAACAGUUCCGAUAAUUGUGAUCUGGGUGUGCCCUUUGAGUCCGUAACGACCAGCUACAAAUUGCAGGACAUCACAGAUGUUCACCUUAUGGCCCGCAUACAAGAAGACAGCUUGCGACAGGACUAUAUCUCCAUGCCCGCCUCUGUUUCGGACAGAAGAAGUCCUGAGCCACAAGUAACACUUCGAUCAUACUUUUGUAUUCGAUUCCGUUGGAAGAAUAUUCAUCUUGUUGGCGUGCUUGUGUUGUCACAGGUUAGACUUCGUCAGCAAGUCACUCAGUUCAAGUUGCUAAAAAGAGCUCAGAAUCGAGGUACGCAAAAAUCACCCUUGCGGACCAGCCUUCGUUCCCUGCAAGCUCUGAGAAACAGUCGCAGUUUGGACACUGAUGACUGCCUGCCUGCUCAUCAAACAUCAAACACAGAUUUUCCAUCAGCAUCUACAAACUCCAGCGACUGGUCGCACCUAGUGAGAAGCUCAUCAGUCCAGAAGACGGCCACGAGGGAAGUGCAGAGGUCUCAGUCUCUCAGCCCCCGCAGGAUCCCUCACUGUGCUCAGAGAUAUCUGUCCAUUAAUGCGUGUGUUUACGCCUCACCCGAGAGAUCAACCACUGCAGCUUGGGGCGGCAAUUUGCCAUCCAGGCCAAGGUGAAGGACAUCGGCAGAGAUUAGGCUGACACAUUAAGGGCACAUAGACAUGGUUAGGAAUGGAGUAUAAAAUUAGAAAUGAGAUUGUACUGUAUGUAUUUUUGCAUUAAGAGUCAAUUAGAAAUGUUAUAACUCGAACAUCACGUCAGGAUCCACCAUUGUUCAAGCUCACAGUUCAGUUGUUUUUAGAGCCACCCACCCCCACACCUUACCUUGAUAUACUGAACCUCAUACAAUAUAAGCCUCAAUUAAUAAAGCUUUUUCCAGA